Molecule: messenger RNA, 4202 nt
Organism: Vicugna pacos (alpaca)
Lineage: Eukaryota; Metazoa; Chordata; Mammalia; Artiodactyla; Camelidae
Source: RefSeq, a predicted model, not a curated record
GCGGGCACCGGGGCUCCCUUGCUGUACUUCGGGAGCCGGCCGCCCUCCUCCCCGCCGGGCGGUGCGGCUGAGCGCGCGGAGAGAGGGGGAGGUUUUACACCCGCGGGCGGAAAAGCCUAGGCUGGAGCCCCCGUGUGAGCGAGGAAGGAGUCCCCUGCCAGUGUGAGUGUGUGUGCACGCGGGGGUCAGUGUGCGGGUGUGCCUUGUGGCUGCGGCGUGCACGGAGUGUGGAAGCGGAGGAGGGGGAGUGCAGGCAUGUGGUGGGCGUGAGCAGAAGCGUUGGGGGUGCUGCUUGGUGGUGGUGGUGGCGAGAGCGGGGACAGGAGUCGUCUCGUGAGUGUGAGUAGGAGGCAAGAGUGUGUCUGAAUGCGCUCCGCUGAGAAAUUCUUCUGGAAGCUGCAGCCAUUCGUGAACAGUGGGUUCUUUGGGGAGCCAGAUGCCUUCCCUAUGUUUGCAACCAACAACCGAGUGAAGAGGAGACCCUCCCCUUAUGAGAUGGAGAUUGCUGACGGAGAAGAUGCCCUGGGGAAUCUCGAGCCCCCUCUCCUAACCCUUGCCCUCAUGCCCCCAGGUCCCCACACCAAAGUGGUGCGGCGUAUCUUCACCAACAGCCGGGAACGAUGGCGGCAGCAGAAUGUGAAUGGGGCCUUCGCAGAGCUCCGCAAGCUGAUCCCCACGCAUCCCCCGGACAAGAAGCUCAGCAAGAACGAGAUCCUCCGCCUGGCCAUGAAGUACAUCAACUUCCUAGCCAAGCUGCUCAAUGACCAGGAGGAGGAGGGCACCCAGCGGGCCAAGCCUGGCAAGGACCCUGUGGUGGGGGCUGGCGGAGGGGGUGCGGGGGGAGGGGGCAGUGCGCCUCCAGAUGACCUCCUGCAGGACGUUCUCUCCCCGAACUCCAGCUGUGGCAGCUCCCUGGACGGGGCAGCCAGCCCGGACAGCUACACAGAAGAGCCGGCACCCAAGCACACGGCCCGCAGCCUCCAUCCUGCCAUGCUGCCCGCCGCUGAUGGAGCCGGUCCUCGGUGAUGGGUCUGCAACCACCCAGGACCAGCUGGGAGGUUGCCCUUCGGCUGCUGGGACCAUGGGCUUCAGGGCAGGUGGGGUGAGGACUGGGCAGCUCUGAAGCAGGGUGUGGACUUGAUGAGCUUUCCCUGAUGUCUGAACUUUGAAAAGUCCUAACCGCCCCUGGGGCUGGAUAUCCUGUUUCCUGCCUCACUAGGAGAAAAGAAAAAUGGAGCAAAGUGGUAGGUACUUUUUAUGAAGACGGCACGGUCUUCCCCCUUUUCCAAAUCCCUGAGGCUUCUCAAGUAAGAGGCUCGAGUGGCGCUGCUUUUGGCCUGGAGCAUGGGGGCCCUGCCGUCACUGAGACCUGGGUGGUCAGUUCCUUCCCAAGGCGUCUGGCAGCCUCUGCCUGCCUUUAAUGCCUCCAAAGCUGGCUAGGGUGGCUUUUAUGGCCACAUGGUCCAAAUAUAGGUACCUGAUAGCUGCCCAUUUCUUGAGCCCCAUCUUUACCCAGGCCCACAUUGGUCCAUCCAGCUUGCCAGCUGCCGCAGAGGGUCACAAGCCUCGAGGUGCCUUCUUCAGGGCCUGGUUGAAGAAGACAGCCAAUGGACAGCCUGCUCUCGACUAGCUGGGCCAGAGAGUCAGAAAACACAGUAGCCCUUACUUCUUUCCCUGGGGAUUGAAGGUCUGCCUUCUCCCCACUGAGACUUGCCUUCCUUAUCCUUGUGGCUCUGGGGACCAAGUCUGCAGCUGUGAGCGUGUCCUGUGGGCUUUGUGCGAAGGCAGAGACAGGAGAUGUGCUGACAGUGAAAUUGAGCACGAGCUGUUUGGGACACGUGGGCUUCAAGUCACCGUGGUGUCUCAGAGCUACCUGCCUGCGUUCUCAGCGACACAUUGCUGUUCAUGCGGGAGCAGAUGCCAGUGUGCUGAUGGGUGUGUGUUGGUGCAGAGUAGAGGUGCAGCCCCAUCUCGAGUUCUCCUACUGCUCAGAGGAAGCUUCCUGCGGCAGGAUGUCUGUUUGCGGAUGGUCUGGUCUGUGUUGUGAAACUGAACCGGGCAUGAACUCUGUCCUGUGAGUUCCUGGCAUUUGGGAUCUUGCUUGACUUCAGUUAUUGGUGGGAUCUUUAGGUCUUGAUAUGACCCAGGAUCCAGCCCUACUUCUAGAGCCCAGGGAACCCAGUGAGAGACCAGGCCCUGGCAGAGAUCCAAACACACGCGAAUUCACUUAGCAGAACCUUCGACAGCCCUUGAUUGUGCAGAUUUCAGUCAUCAAGGGUGUUUAUGGGAGGCUGGCUUAAUGCAGUCGGGGUGCUCCCCACCUCAAGUUGUACAUCACAUUUUUGUAAAUCAAACCCUUAUCCUUCAUCUUUUAAAGAAGUACUAAUGCAAGUCCUUUGGUAAAAUGGAGAAUCCUUUUGUAGAGUGGACCACUGCCCCUUCAUUAUCCCCUCUGUCAAUCCAGGUGGUGGGACGUAGUUUUCUUAAGGCGAGGCCUGCCUGUGACCCACAUCCCAUGCCCAUGGAACAGACUGCACACAAGUCCUAUACACCUGUCACCUGCCCUCCAGUCACCCCAGCCGGCUCUGACCAGGCUCUGCCUUGGAGAUCAGAGGGAGAAGGAUGCUCUGGCUCUGCCCUGCCCAAAGCAAUGUGGAGGAACCGUUGCUGCUGCUGGCAGGAGAAGCCCUCACACGUUGUGGGCUUCAGUCUGGUGGCCUGCCCUCACCGUGGCGGGGCCUCGGGAACAGCCACACGCACCCGGGGAGUGAUCCCUUCUCCCCUGCCUACUUCCUUUUAAGUUGUGAGGUCCAGUCCCUGGGGAUGGGAGCAACAUGGGUAACCCUUGUAGCACUCUCUGUCCUAUUUCAGCCUCCUCUCCAUCAUAUUUUGAUGAACAUGAGGAUUGGUUCCCUUCUAAUUUUUGGAAGUUCCUGUGGGGAAUCCCAUCUGUUUAAAGACUGAGCACCUAUUCUCAGUCCUAAGGCUGCAUUUGCUUCCUUGUGGAUUAACUUGACCUAGGAGUGAAAAGUGGCCACAGUGAGCCAACGUGGGUGGGAUUUAGGAGAUGGGUCACACAUUCUCUCAGGGACUCAAGCUUCCCGCUCCCUCUUCUCUCAGACUUGCAGUAUGACCUGGGAAAGUUCUCUCUGUCAGUGUCUCAUAAAUACUCUGGUUUGGCCUGUCUCCUAGGGCUGUGGUGUGGACUGGAUGGAAUCAUGAAAGUAGAAGCAUUUUGAGAUGGUGAGGAACUCUGUUGCCCUCAGUAUCAUUCCUGCAGUGGGGUUUCCUAUCCCAAGUCCAGGAGCCGGGCAGUGGGCCAGUCUGCCUGAGUGCACAGCAUCGGGUCAUUUAGGUUCUAAACCACUUUCACCUGAAUUAUCUAGAUUAUCCUCAUUUCUCCAGCUUGAUCUCAUUUCUGUCUCAUGCCAAGGCGAGGCACAGGAGUGAGACUGGAAAAGAGACAUGGGCACAUGAGCAGAAUAUGGAAAAAGGAACACAACCACCCACAACAGGCUGGGUAGGGAUGAGCAAAGCUUCACGUCUCUGUUAAGAAGUAGACAAGGUCCAUGAUUUUAAUUCUCGUUGCCAGCACCUCUCCCCUACCACACCCUUCUCCUUCCUCUGCCCCCUCUUCACCCACGAAUAUUCUCCAUCCAAGAAUAAUAUCUGUACAAAAGGGAAACUAUAUAAAGAUGAAAAAACAGGAGGAGAACAAAAAUGAUUGUCAGUGACUGGAGGGAAUCACAUCUCUUAAGACAAAUUCAUAUCCUUUUAUUUGUAGUGGCAAACAACAAGAUGGUACAACCUUUAUCCUUUCCCGAAAGCAGAACAAAGGGCACAGCAUCUCUGGUCAGCCGCCAGCUGUCUCGGCCUUUGGGGGUGGUCUCGUCGUACUUGUGGUUUGGAUGGUACGUGGCCCCCGCCGAAGGCUUGCCCCCGGCCCAUGUACAUAGCGCGUCGUCCCUGCGGGCGGGCCCAGCACUUUCCGUCGAUGUUGUACUGUACGUGAUGCGUGGCGUUGGUCUCUGCAUUUUUCUGCAGAAGAGGAGUAACCGCUCCAGGUACCUUGUCCUUUGUACAGCCCAGAGGCCAGCACUGUGGGCGUGUGACUCUUUAGCGACAAAACCCAUGUGGUGGUGAUGUGUGUAUAUAUAUAAGGAUAUAUUGGGAAGAUUUCUAAAUAAAAGUUUUACAGAGGG